Rhodofomes roseus is the source of this 1543-nucleotide messenger RNA. RefSeq names its product Metallo-dependent phosphatase. NCBI's taxonomy places the organism in Eukaryota, Fungi, Basidiomycota, Agaricomycetes, Polyporales, Fomitopsidaceae. Gene Ontology annotation, molecular function: hydrolase activity. The transcript has 6 exons. The coding region runs from base 114 to 1331 and encodes 405 amino acids. The record is from RefSeq and is a predicted model, not a curated record.
GCGCGCAGACUCGCACCGCGGCGCCUGAGACGAUUUGAUCGACUCGGAAGACAUUCGCGCGGGCGACGUGCUCGGCUCGACGUGCACCUGCGAGUCUCUAGCGUACGCCCACCAUGCCGCGGCCAAUCAUUUGGCUCACGAUGGUCACGCCCAUCCUCGCUCUCUUCCUCGUCUUCCCGCCGCCAAUCCAUCUCCUCAAGUCCGCCGCACAGCACCCCGUCUUCUGGUCGUUCAGCAAGCACGUAGACCUUACGACCCCUGCAGGCCAUGGCAAGGACGCGCUGCACGGCGGAGGACACGAAGCGCGGCCGUACACAAGGCGCAUCGUCGCUGUGGGCGACCUCCACGGCGACAUGCCAAACGCGCAGAAGGUACUACAGAUGGCAGGAGUGGUUGACGAGCACGGUGACUGGUCGGGCGAGGUAGACUUCUUUGUGCAGACGGGGGAUAUCAUCGACCGUGGUGAUGACACCAUCAAGUUGUACCUCUGGAUGGACAAGCUCCGUGAGCAGGCCCAUGCAGCAGGAGGCACUGUCCUCUCGCACCUGGGAAACCAUGAGUGGAUGAAUGCUAUUGGUGACUGGAGGUAUGUGCGCCCCUCCGAGAUCACCACCUUCGGGGGCGUCGCCGCGCGCCAACGCAUGCUCUCCACGGGUCGCAUCGGCAAGUCCUGGACAGCGAACUACACCGUCACGUCCCGCCUACCUCUGCACCCGUCCCUCGGGCCGCCCAACACCGACUACGACCCCACGACUCACAACGCGCUCUCCCACGCCGCGCUGUCCUUCGUGCACGGCGGGCUCUCGCCGACCUACCAUGACCUGACCCCGUUCCCAUCGCGCAUCAACGAGCUCGGCGCGGGUCUUAUGCGGAAGAUCCACUCGCACCCGCCUCCACCGCCCUCCCCGCCGCAUCCGUACACGGGCCUCCCGCCUGACGCGACGGAGGCGGAGAGGGAGCUGUAUGGUGGCAAUGGGCCGCUAUGGUAUCGCGGCUGGGCACUGGACUCGGAGCACAAGGUGUGCAGCCAAGUGGAUGAUGUGCUCAAGAGAACGGGGACGCGGAGGAUGGUCAUGGGCCAUACGCCGGACUUCGAGCACAUCGCGUCGAGAUGUGACGGCAAGAUCAUCAUCAUCGACACAGGCAUAUCCCAUGCAUAUGGCGGAGUGCUCUCUGCUCUCUCCAUCGAGUACACGCUCACUCCGGGGUCGAGCUCACACUCAGAUACUCAAUGGUAUGAGCGCGAGGUGGUGACGGCGAUAUAUCCUGGUCGACACGAAGUACUCGCCAACGAAGAGCGAGUCAUCCAGGGGAAGUUCCAUGUGUCGUGAGCCCUGCUGUACCGUCUUUCCUGUGUCCGCUAUUUAUCGCAUGACGGUUAACUUAUAAUCUGGUGGAAUGGACUACAGGAUCAUGGCUGUCGUCUGGAUUAUUGUUUCAGCAUUGUCGUAGACUACCGCGCAGCUAUCGUGUAUAUUACACCGAGGUCUGAAGGAGAUUCAGACCGAUUCUGCAGUCAUUGUACUCCAACGGAUUGCCUAUA